AUGGUGAAAUUGUUGGUACCAGAGGAAGCUUCCCUAAAUCCGGAACUUUACGGUUUAAGAAGAUCGCAUCGAGAAAGAAAGGGUCCUUCCGUUAUAGAAUCGGAUUCUGAAUCAGACGAAAAUCCGUCCUCGAGAAAGCGGAGAAAAUUGGUGGAUGAAUACGAUGAUGACCUAGAAGAAGAAGGUGAUGAUGAUGAGGGGGAUGAUUUUGACGACGAUGAUUUUGUUGUAGAAAAGAAGAAGAGAUGGUCUGGCUCGUCUUCAAGAAAGAAGAUCAAGAAGCAUAAAACCAAACCUCAAACUUCCACGUACAACCCACUGGAAUUAAGAUUCUCCACGAGGAACAACAAACAAGUAAAUUACGCUAUCGAUGAGGGCGAUGACGCAGAUUUGAUGGAGAGUGAUUUUGAUGAUGACGAUGAAGAAAAUGAUUAUUAUUAUUAUCAACAAGCCAUUGCUCCUGAAAAUGAACGCGGUAUCGAUCUUGUUAUGGAUCACAAGUUGAAUCCUGAUAAUCCAGAAGUGACCCAUGAACCCAAAUUGGACUACUUGUUUAAAAUUAAAUGGACCGAUGCAUCACAUUUACACAACACUUGGGAAACCUAUAACGAUUUAAAAGAGUUUAAAGGGUUCAGGAAAGUUGACAACUACAUCAAACAGUUUAUAAUAUAUGACAAUGAAGUAAGAAAUGAUCCUUUAACCACAAAAGAAGAUAUAGAAGCAAUGGAUAUUGAGAAAGAGCGAAGAAGAGAUGAACAAGAGGAAUAUGUGCAUGUUGAGAGAAUCGUCGAUAGUCAAAGAACCGAGAAGGAUGGAGAAAACAGGCUAGAGUACUUUGUAAAAUGGAGAAGAUUGUACUACGAUGAGUGUUCGUGGGAAGAUGCGGAAGAGAUUGCUAGAAUUGCGCCGGAGCAGGUUAGUAAAUAUCAACAACGAUUGAAUUCCAAAAUACUCCCCAAUUUCUCAGCAAAUUAUCCUUUGUCGCAAAGACCAAGGUUUGAAAAGUUAGUAAAACAGCCUGUAUUUAUUAAAAACGGAGAACUCCGUGACUUCCAGCUUACUGGUCUUAAUUGGAUGGCAUUUCUUUGGUCAAGAAAUGAAAAUGGUAUUUUGGCAGACGAAAUGGGCUUGGGUAAGACUGUCCAGACUGUGGCAUUCUUAUCUUGGUUGAUUUAUGCCAGGCGACAAAAUGGACCUCAUUUAGUUGUGGUUCCGUUGUCAACUAUACCUGCUUGGCAAGAGACAUUUGAAAAAUGGUCUCCUGAUAUCAAUUGCAUUUACUACUUGGGAAACGGUGAGGCUAGAAGAACAAUUAGAGACUACGAAUGGUAUACACCAAACGGAAAGCCAAAAUUCAAUGUUCUUUUAACGACAUAUGAGUACAUUUUGAAGGAUCGAAAUGAGUUGGGCUCUCUCAAGUGGCAAUUCUUGGCAGUGGAUGAGGCACACAGGUUGAAAAAUGCCGACUCGUCUUUGUAUGAAUCUUUGAAGAGUUUUAGGUGCGCUAAUAGGCUUUUGAUCACUGGGACACCACUUCAAAACAAUUUGAAAGAAUUAGCUGCAUUAUGUAAUUUCUUGAUGCCGGGCAAAUUUGACAUUGAACAAGAGAUUGACUUUGAAACCCCUGAUGAAGAGCAGGAACUGUAUAUCAAGGAUUUACAGAAAAAAAUCAAGCCUUAUAUUUUAAGGCGGUUGAAGAAGGAUGUCGAAACAUCAUUGCCUUCUAAAACUGAAAGAAUAUUACGUGUCGAAUUAUCUGAUAUCCAAACUGAUUAUUAUAAAAAUAUUAUUACCAAAAACUAUGCAGCCUUGAACGCGGGCAACAAUGGUUCGCAAAUAUCUUUGUUAAAUGUCAUGAGCGAAUUGAAAAAGGCGUCCAAUCAUCCUUACUUAUUUGAUGGUGCUGAAGAGCGUGUACUUGCUCGAGCAGGAUCUCCUACAAGAGAGAACAUUUUGAAAGGUAUGAUUAUGUCAUCGGGAAAAAUGGUUUUACUUGAGCAGUUGUUAUCAAGAUUGAAAAAAGAAGGCCACAGAGUUCUUAUUUUUUCCCAGAUGGUGAGGAUGUUGGACAUUCUUGGUGAUUAUAUGUCGAUCAAAGGCUAUCAAUUUCAGAGGUUAGAUGGAGGUAUUCCAUCAUCCCAAAGAAGAAUUUCAAUUGAUCAUUUUAAUGCUCCUGACUCAAAGGAUUUUGCUUUCUUAUUAUCAACGAGAGCUGGUGGUCUAGGUAUCAACUUGAUGACAGCUGAUACUGUUAUCAUAUUUGACUCUGAUUGGAACCCUCAAGCUGACUUACAAGCCAUGGCAAGAGCACAUAGAAUUGGUCAAAAAAACCAUGUCCUGGUCUACCGGUUUGUUAGUAAGGAUACAGUUGAGGAACAAAUUUUGGAAAGGGCAAGGAAGAAAAUGAUUUUGGAGUAUGCCAUCAUUUCCUUGGGUAUAACUGACCCUAAUGCGAAAAAGAGUAAUAAGACAGAACCUUCCACAAGUGAGCUAUCGCAGAUCUUAAAGUUUGGUGCAAGUACCAUGUUUAAAGACAAUGACAAUCAGCAAAAAUUAGAGAAUUUGAACUUGGAUGAAGUGUUGAACCAUGCUGAAGAUCAUGUAACGACACCCGAGUUAGGUGAAUCAAAUUUGGGAUCAGAAGAGUUUUUGAAACAAUUUGAGGUUACCGAUUACAAAGCUGACAUUGAAUGGGAUGACAUCAUUCCUCAAGAUGAAUUAACCAAGUUGAAAGACGAGGAGAAAAAGAAAGCUGAUGAGGAGUACUUGCAACAGCAAAUUGCCAUGUAUUCCAAACGGAAGGCUGCAGUACGGAAAUUUGAAAACGGUUCUGUGGUGCCUAGUGAUGUGGAAGAUAGCGCAGACGAUGUGAAGUCUUCCGGCAGACGAAGAGCAACGGACAAUCAAUUAUCGGAAAAGGAGAUUCGUGGAAUUUACCGAUCGAUAUUGAAAUGGGGGGACCUUGCUGGAAAAUGGGAUCAAUUAGUUGAAGAAGGAAGCAUCAGUAAUAAGAAUCCGGUUUACAUUAAGCAUGCAUAUAAUGAGAUAGUUAAUACCGCAAAGAAACUAGUAAAGGAAGAAGAAGUAAGAAGAGCACAAGCACUUACGGAGUUGGAGAAGAAAGCCAAAGAGCAAAAAGAAGAUCCUAAAAAUGUGGAUCAAAACCAAACAGCUUUAUGGGUGGCAAAGAAGAAGGAAAAGAAGGCGGUACUCUUUGAGUACCAGGGAGUCAAGAAUAUCAAUGCUGAGCUUGUCUUGAAUAGGCCACUCGAUAUGCGAGCUCUUGAAAAAAUCAUUCCUGAUGGCAAUCCAUUGGAUCUUCAUUUGCCUAGACAUCCAAAAGCGGUUCAAUCAUGGUCUUGCGAGUGGACAGCAAAAGAUGACGCCAUGUUACUAGCUGGAGUGUAUAAAUUUGGAUACGGAUCAUGGGUUCAAAUUCGAGACGAUCCUUUAUUAGGACUUCAAAAUAAACUUCAUUUGGAUUCCGCACCGAAUGCAAAGAAUGCUGCAGCUGGUGAAAAUUCGAAAAAAGUUCCUGGUGCUGUUCAUCUAGGUAGACGAGUGGAUUAUCUUUUCACCCUUCUACAUGAUGAUACAGACUCAGAGGCUACCUCAGAGCCAAAAAGAAGGAUCAAGAGGGCCGAUAAUGGGUCUUCCAAACUCAAGAGAAAUGUCAAAUCUGAAACCCCAGACACUGCUCGUCCUGCGAAAGUUAAGAAGCAAAGCUCUCAUAAUUUGCAUAAUGGUUCACAUGCGGGAGUGAAAAAGCCACCUGUGCAUUCCACAAUCAAGCAUGAAAAGGAAGCUGCAGGUAAACAUCUGCCAAGUUUGCAUCACAAGGAGGAUUCACAAUACGAGGUUAUGGAUGAGUCCACUCAAAAAGCAUGCAAGAGUGCCUUAUACCCUGUCUUCAGGUCUCUACAUAAAUUACAAAAAGGGAACACUGGGUUGGAUAAGCAUGAAUGGGCCAAGGUGCUACGCGACGAACUAAUGAAUGUUGGAGAUCAUAUUGAGUCCGAAACAAAGAAAAUGAAAGCUGGUGACGACCCAAAUCGAAUCAGGAAGCACCUCUGGUCUUAUGCAGGAAGAUAUUGGCCAAGCAAAGUGCCCAGUAGUAAGAUCAGUGAGAUGUAUAGAAGAUUAAAGUUGAAAACUAAGGAGUAA
Molecule: messenger RNA, 4164 nt
Organism: Lodderomyces orthopsilosis Co 90-125
Lineage: Eukaryota; Fungi; Ascomycota; Pichiomycetes; Serinales; Debaryomycetaceae
Product: chromatin-remodeling ATPase
Exons: 1
Coding region: 1-4164 (1387 amino acids)
Biological process (GO): nucleosome organization; regulation of transcription by RNA polymerase II
Cellular component (GO): chromatin; nucleus
Molecular function (GO): ATP binding; ATP-dependent chromatin remodeler activity; chromatin binding
Source: RefSeq, a predicted model, not a curated record